AUGUCGCAGGAUCCCAACUUUCCCCGUCCGCGGGCCGGACCAGGUAUUCAUGCUGUGCAAGUCAAUAACGCGAGAGAAAUGGUGGCAAUGCAUGUUAAAGGCCGUAAUCCGGCGCGCCAAACGACAUCAGCAACGCUUCAUUCCAGAAUAGGGCGGCCCACGCAAGAAGUCAGCAUCGAAAGCCUGGUUGUCGAAGUUUCAAGGGCAAACGGAACGACAGAAGUCAGCAGCAAAUCCGAGCAGCAGACAGAAACGCAGUUUAUUUCAAAUAAAGCCACAGUGAACACUACAGGACAAUCUUUCGAAGCCACGGCCACUUCUGCUUUUAUACCACCAUCUGUGUGUGUCCCCGCCCGCAACAGCGGCCCUUGCACCAACCCUCAAUGCACUCUGUGCGGCCAAGUAGUCAUUCCACUGCCGGUAGCCCGUUUUCCUUUCCGUGAGCGGCCUUCCAUCAGUGUUGGCGAAUGGAGCAUUUUCACGCAGAAAGGCUCGAUUCUUCUGCUGGACGAGUUGGACCGCUUGGCUGAGCGCUACGCUUUUCCUCUCCCGGAAAUGAUCUUCGGCCACAAUCAUGUGCGUGUUGUACACGACACCAGUGGUGCUAGUGUCGAGUUUAAUACACUUGAUGCUCUAGAUGCGCUCGAUCCCGACUCGGAGAUGAAAGUUAGCUAUCACCAUGAGUGGCUUUCGACACGGCCUCGGGCGGCCGAGAAUUUGGAAAACCCAUCUGUGGAGAGUGUCCGGCCGUACGACUGGACCUACACGACAAAGUAUCGAGGCACGAUCGUUGGUGGAGCAUUUGAGCCCACAGAGGAGAAAAUCCCGCUUGAUAAGCUCAAGCGGCCAGAGCCGAUCCUUUUCUACGAUGAGGCUAUCUUGUACGAGGACGAGCUUGGCGACAAUGGCAUUCUGGUGUAUCUGACCAAGAUUCGGGUGAUGCCUACAUGUCUUUUACUCUUGUGCCGCUUCUUCUUGCGCGUGGACAAUGUCGCGGUACGCAUCCGCGACACGCGACUUUAUGUUGAUUUCGAGUCUGGCCAUGUGCUUCGUGAGCAUCGGGUCCAGGAAGCAGCAUAUGAUGAGGUUUUUGCCCGGGCAGGACGCGCCUCAGACCCCAAGAAACUUUUACGUGACUCUAACUGGGUAGCGCAGAACUUACCGGUGAUGUCGUGCGACACUGAGCGCUUUGUCGAGGAUCCAAAUGUCGCUGCAAAUGUCGAAGGUGCAAAAGUCGAGGGUGCAAACACCCUACAAACUGGUGCGGCCCAAACUCCACCUGUAUCUUAA
Messenger RNA from Clavispora lusitaniae ATCC 42720, 1290 nucleotides. It is a transcript of the gene TIP41, whose product is annotated as Tip41p. The record is from RefSeq and is a predicted model, not a curated record. Gene Ontology annotation, biological process: TOR signaling. Gene Ontology annotation, cellular component: cytosol. NCBI's taxonomy places the organism in Eukaryota, Fungi, Ascomycota, Pichiomycetes, Serinales, Metschnikowiaceae.